AAAGGUUUUAAAUAAUAACAGCAACAAUAUUAAGCUUACCUCUGAAUCUAACAAUACUGAAAUUAAUUUUUUGGAUGUAACCAUAUACCGACAAGGAACUAAGUUGGCCACCAAAGUAUUUUUCAAGCCAACUGAUAGAAACAGUUAUCUCCCUACCAACAGCGGCCACCAUCCUUUAUGGAUCAAAAAUAUACCUAAAGGACAAAUUAUGAGGGUAAAAAGGAACUGUACGGAAGAAGAAAACUUCAUUACACAGUCCAGAAUCUUAACUGAAAGGUUUGAAGCCAGAGGUUAUCACCCAGAUACCAUGCACAAAUUGGUAGAAGAAAUACGCACUAUCCCAAGAGAAACAUGUCUACUAACCAAACAGCUUGGCAAUGUACCAAUUACUAACACAAAGGAGUGGGGUUUUUUGUCUCAAUUCCACUCACAAUAUAAAGAAGUUGAAGAAAUCUUUAAUCAACAUUGGCAUAUAUUAUUAUUAGACAAGAAAUUAGGACCUCUUCUACCUCCCAAACCUCAGUUUAUUUAUAAAAAAGCCCCCAAUCACGGUGACCGAGUGGUUAAAAAGGUACUGGAUCCACCCAUCAAACCAGAAACUUUUUGGAAUCAAAAUGGAUUCUUUGCAUGUAGAAAAUGCAAACCAUGCAGAGAAGUAACACAAACCAUGAGAGGUCUGGAAAAAUUCAGUUGUCCAACCAACAACACUGAAUUUGAUAUAGAACAGUUUAUGACAUGUAACACUGACCAUGUAGUAUACGCACUCAAAUGCCCGUGCGGCCUACUCUAUAUAGGGAGGACCAAGAGAAAAAUGAGAAUACGGGUGAUGGAGCACAUUAACAACAUAAAGAUAGGAUAUAAAGACCAUAAUGUGUCCCUGCAUUUUAAACUGAAGCAUAAUCAAGAUCCAUCCGGACUACAAUUCUGGGGAGUCCAACAUGUAAUGCAGAAUUGGAGAGGAAGCCAUAGAGUUCGCGAACUAUCAAAAUGCGAAACGAAAUGGAUCUACUUGACUGAAUCUCUUGCACCUAAAGGCAUGAAUAUUGAACUAGAUAUCAACUGCUUCAUAAGCGAUACUUAAAGUUGAGAUUUAAAUAUAAAAUAUAAUCUGGUCUCCUACAUCACAUUUUUUGAUACUGAGCACAUUGGCUCAUUGAAUAGUCACUCAUGCCUCUUUUGGGUUAAACAUAACAUACACAUACUUCUAUGAGAUUACUCAUCUCUCAGACUAAAGAUCCUCUAGUCUCAGUGGUGUUAUGUAUUAUUACGAUUUUUUCAUUAUUAUUGCUAUUGGUUCUUAUAUUUGAAGAAUGCCCUCCCCCUUUUUAGAUAUGCUUUCUAAUUUCUAAUAAAUAAUGUAACAUAUAUUCUAUAUCUAUACGGCUCUUAUAGAUAUUUUUAAUA
Molecule: messenger RNA, 1404 nt
Organism: Rana temporaria (common frog)
Lineage: Eukaryota; Metazoa; Chordata; Amphibia; Anura; Ranidae
Exons: 2
Coding region: 209-1081 (290 amino acids)
Source: RefSeq, a predicted model, not a curated record